AUGGCAUCCUCAGAGGUCGACACAAAGUUCCUUGGCCAAUUUGCCAAAAAUAUUCAAUUGGACCACCCACUGCUGGCUCAAAAUCUAUUUCAGAUUUUGGGAAAUCUCACCAUGCUCUCCAAGAUGGUUGUGAAAGCGCGAAAACUCAGACGACUCGACACAACCCGUGAUACGAAAUCCGUCGAACUAUAUACUCGAAUCAUUUGGUACGCAAAAGAAGGUUUGAAAAUUCUAGAACAAUACGUUCUACCUUUAGUGGCAGGUUUCGGAGAGUUAAGAGUCCUCGUUUAUAAACUGAGAGCGAGUUAUUAUCAUCUCUAUGUUCUCUUCCACAAUACCCCUGCGAUCACUCUCAGGACUCCCAAGAUCUCUACACCACCUGGUUUGACAUCUCCGCGCUAUAAAGAAAAAGGCAAAGGGAUCGACAAUACCCUACCACCCGACCCACAUCGUCCAUCCAGCAUUCAACUAACCCACGCUCUCGAAGGCGGACCCGUCGGCGGACCACCCGGUCUCUCUCUCCCACCAGAUAUCACAGGAAGUUUCCUCAUCCCCGCUCUCGAUUACCGUCCCUUCGCAACCCAGUGUUUCGAAGACGCAUCCAUCCUUGCUGAUCGCCAACUAUGGGGUUCUCACCCUCUGCGUCUAUCUGUAAAAGUCGAAUAUACUGCAUUUAUAUAUGAUUGUCUGGAUGAAGCGAAUCGGUCGAGAGAAUUGGCCCGGAAGACAAUUAAUGAAGUCUAUAACGCAGAUGAGGGAAUGGAUGAUGAUAUGUUUGAAGAUGCGGCAGAAUUGGUAAGUAUACUGGGGAAGAUGAUGAAGAGGGGAUUGGGCACAGCCACGAGCGCGGGAACUAGCACAGUGGGUGCGAGUGGAAGUGAUGAGGGUACUGUGAGGGGAAGGGGAGGGGAAUUGGAGAGAACACCGAGAUUACAUGGGGAUACAUUACCGCCGAUGCAUAACCCAAUUUGA
This is a messenger RNA of Botrytis fragariae, 972 nucleotides long. RefSeq names its product putative 14-3-3-like protein. Gene Ontology annotation, cellular component: cytoplasm. The record is from RefSeq and is a predicted model, not a curated record. Lineage: Eukaryota; Fungi; Ascomycota; Leotiomycetes; Helotiales; Sclerotiniaceae. The transcript has a single exon. The coding region runs from base 1 to 972 and encodes 323 amino acids. Gene Ontology annotation, biological process: signal transduction.